Lingula anatina is the source of this 1568-nucleotide messenger RNA. RefSeq names its product ribonucleoprotein PTB-binding 1-like. NCBI's taxonomy places the organism in Eukaryota, Metazoa, Brachiopoda, Lingulata, Lingulida, Lingulidae. The record is from RefSeq and is a predicted model, not a curated record. Gene Ontology annotation, molecular function: mRNA binding. Gene Ontology annotation, cellular component: nucleus.
AAUAAGACCAUUACCAGACCAAGGACAAGAAGCAGGAGAAAAGUUCAGGUUGCAUGCAUUCUGGGAGGUUCAAAUGCAGGUAUGGGGCAGGUUCCUGGUGUACCAGAACAGACACCAAGUGAAGUGGAGAGGGUUGGCCUGAAGCGGUCUGCAGUGACACCUAUAGAGACGCCAGUAGCAGCCAAAAGACGCGCUCUCCACCUGCUUCCUUCACCAGAGGCCAGUCCUCCUGGCCCUUACAUAGGUCAACACUCACAGGGUAUAGGUGGCCACUAUGCUGACUCUUACUUCAAGACCAGGGUGGUACUGUGAAUGAAACUGGAUUAUUUAUGUUAAUGAUACAAUACUAAUACUAGACCUGCAUUGGAAAUUAGUUCAGUUGGACAGAUUUAUUUAUUAUGAAAAAUCAAUACUUUUUUAAGUAUUUAUUUGCUAUUUAAAGAAAACUUUCAAUUGCCAACAGAUUGAAGUUUUAAUUUUUUUUUUACACAGUUGUGUGUACUGUUAUGAUUUUAAGUCCUUCAUAGAGACACUUUUUUCUUGUUUCACACCUGUUGUGAAUUGGAUAUUAUUUUUAUGUACUUUUAAAUGCAGAUUACUACCUGGUGUAUACGAAAUUUGAUCCAGAGGUUGUAGUUGUGAAAAUAUUUUAUACUUCAUUUAGAUAAGUAAAUUAUGAGUUCUUAUGUGCAACCAACUCAUUUGACAGUUUUUAUCAUCAGUGAUAGUAUUUUAAGGUGAUGGAGGGAAUGCCAGAUUGAUCAGAUUCUUUGCCAUUUUUAUUAAUUUUAGAUGAAAUUUUUGUUGCCAGUUUUCAUGUUAGAGUUCCUAAGCAGUGGUGAUUGGGUGUAUGUAGUCAGGUGGAUAGCUUGUGCAUGGUGAAUGUGAAAUUGCAUGUAUUAGCUUGUUUAAUUUGUUUACUUCAUUUUAACUGUAUGUGAUUUUAAGUAGAUUAUGUUUGUUGCUAUGGUGCAUACUAUAUAUAGAUUUUAAUAUUUAUUGAUAAUUUGUUCUUAAAAAUAAAUUAGAAACAUUUCCUUUUCUAUAUAGUGUGUAUAAGCUAUUUAUACUUGUAGAUGUGGUGAAUGUGACACUGAAUGUUGUUCUGUGAGCUAGCAUAUUUGAUUUUAUUUAGAUGUCAAUUGUUUUUGAUAUCAUUAAUAUAAACUACAUCACACUUAGAAAAAGUACUUACUUUUCACUUUUAAUAAAUGUCAUCAUUAUAAAUAUUGUUUAGGUUUGUGCAAUUGGAUAAAGUGUUAAUUCUGGUCCCUAUGGAAUAUUCUAUUCCCCUAAAGACCAGCAUGUAAGUUAUUUUACAAUUCUAGAAUGUGGGGAUUUCUGCAUUCCUGUGUACACAAUGAAAACUUGCAUGUACAGGAAUGAAUUAUGAAUGGUGACCUAUUAACUGUAUUGCAUUAUUGUUUUUCCACAAUUAUUAUCAAUUGAAAAGUACCAGUAACAAUUGGUAUUUUGUAUGCUUAUUUGAUGUGUUUUAAUCAGUAUUAAAUUUAUAUUAAUAAAUAGGAUAGUUGGAAAAAUCUGUACACUCCAUGGAAAGCAAUUUC